Messenger RNA from Vitis riparia (riverbank grape), 858 nucleotides. RefSeq names its product probable carboxylesterase 18. Gene Ontology annotation, molecular function: carboxylic ester hydrolase activity. The record is from RefSeq and is a predicted model, not a curated record. Gene Ontology annotation, biological process: pollen tube growth. The transcript has a single exon. Bases 1 to 858 code for a protein of 285 amino acids. Lineage: Eukaryota; Viridiplantae; Streptophyta; Magnoliopsida; Vitales; Vitaceae.
AUGUCCGGUACGUCCGGCAGCGAACUCCGUACUUCUCUGAAGCUUCCAUGGAGGAUCCGGUUCAUCCUUGCCGCCUUGAACGCCAUCUGUAAUGCAUCUAUUCGCCGUAAUGGCUCCGUCAACCGCUGUCUCAUGACACUUAUUGACUUCAAAGUGCCCCCCUCCGACAAGCCAGUUAAAGGCGUUACCACCUCCGACACCACAGUCGACCCCUCCCGGAACCUGUGGUUUCGCUACUUCCUUCCUCGUGGUACCACUUCCGGGGAAAAUCUUCCGAUCAUCGUCUAUUUCCACGGCGGCAGCCUCGUGUUCCUUUCCCCCAGCUCCAAGUCCUACGAUGACCUCUGCCGCCGCCUCGCUGGAGAACUCCCCGCCAUCGUCGUCUCCGUCAACUACCGUCUCGCUCCGGAGCACAAAUUCCCCUCUCCGUACGAAGACGGCGUCGAAAUCCUCAAAUUCAUUGACGAAAACCCCCCAGCCAACGCCGAUCUAACCCGCUGCUUCAUCGUAGGCGACAGCGCCGGCGGCAACCUGGUCCACCACGUAACUGCAAGGGCCGGGGAGCACGACUUCCGAAACCUGAAAAUCGCCGGAGCCAUACUGAUACAACCAUUUUUCGGCGGAGAAGAGAGAACAGAAUCCGAAAUUCAGCUCGCUGGAACUCCGCUAUGGUCCGUGGAGCGCACGGACUGGUGCUGGAAGGCGUUUCUGCCGGAGGGGUCUGACCGAGACCAUCCGGCGGCGAACGUAUUCGGGCCGAAAUCGAGCGAUAUAUCGGGGUUGAAGUUUCCGAAAAGUUUGGUGUUCAUGGGAGGCUUUGAUCCAUUAAGAGACUGGCAGAAGAGGUAUUGUGAAUGA